Messenger RNA from Zophobas morio, 1415 nucleotides. Its product is annotated as 60 kDa lysophospholipase-like. Bases 55 to 1314 code for a protein of 419 amino acids. The record is from RefSeq and is a predicted model, not a curated record. The transcript has 10 exons. Gene Ontology annotation, biological process: amino acid metabolic process. Gene Ontology annotation, molecular function: asparaginase activity. Lineage: Eukaryota; Metazoa; Arthropoda; Insecta; Coleoptera; Tenebrionidae.
UGUCAUCGGUUAAUAUUAUUAAUUUCGUAAAUAAAAUUGCAUUUGUCUUAAAUAAUGAACCUUAUACGUUUGUGGAAUAAACGUGGGUCGAUUAUAAAUUUUGAUGCGAUCAGAAAUUUUAACAGACCAUAUGUAAUUGUCCCAGAUAUGUUUUUCCUAAAAAAAUCUACCGGAUGUUGUCCAUAUGUCAGUGAUAAUAAAAAUAUUGAGGAAAUAAAAAAAGUUUUGGUAAUUUAUACCGGGGGUACAAUUGGUAUGACAAAAAAUGAUUAUGGAGUCCUUACACCAGCUUCAAACAAGUUUCUACAGCUAUUAAAAGACAAUCCGCAAACUCAUUCUACUCAUCUAGCUGCAGUUUAUGGAUUUGUUAAUGAGGAACAAUUUUUCUUACCAAAAACGAAAAAUAAUUGUGUCAUCAUGUAUGAGCUUUUACAAUACGAUCCACUUUUGGAUUCCUGUAAUAUGUCUUCUGACAACUGGAUAAAAAUGGCCUGUGAUGUAAAGAAAUAUUAUCAUAUGUAUAAUGGAACAGUUUUUUUGCAUGGUACGGAUACAUUAGCUUACACAGGCUCUGCAUUAUCAUUCCUGUUAGAAGGUCUUCAAAAGCCAGUAAUACUAACAGGAUCACAGAUAUCAAUAUUUGAAACACGCAGUGACGCACUGAGCAACUUCAUUUCUUCAGUAAUCUUAGCUGGUUGCAAUAAUAUUCCAGAAGUUUGUAUUUUUUUCGCAAACAAAUUAAUGAGAGCUAACAGAACAACUAAAAUAAGUUCAAGUCAGUUUGACGCUUUCCACUCUCCUAACUAUCCACUCUUGGCAGAAACUGGGGCAAAACUCGUAGUUAAUCAGUCAUCGCUAUGGGAAUCUACUAAAAAAUCUCUUCAAGUACAACACUCUUUGAAUCCUAACGUGAUUCUUCUCGUGUUGUAUCCUACCAUCACUGCAGCUGUGUUGAAUGGUUUUCUUAAUAAGUCUGUUGCUGGCGUGGUUAUGCGGACUUAUGGUUCCGGAAACAUGUGUUCUACUUGCAAAGAAGUGAUUAAUGUUCUGGAAUGUGCUGUAUCUAGAGAAGUUUUAAUAGUUAAUAUUACUCAGUGUCUUCAUGGUGGGAUAAGCGCUGGUUAUGAAACUGGAGAGAUUCUGUACACAAUUGGAGUUACUCCGGGAUAUGACAUGACUGUAGAAGCUGCAUUUACGAAACUGUGUUACGUGUUAGGCUUCCCGGAGUUAAGCUAUCAAAAGAGAGUUAACCUCAUGAAAGAGAAUAUUCGAGGGGAACUUACAAAGGGAGAAAAUAUUCACAAGGAGGGUUAAAAUUUCCAGUCAUUAUUAUGACCACUUCACUUCUGAGUGUAGGAUUACGGAACUAAAAUUUUAUACUGCUGUAUCUAACCAACUUGAGUACAAUUGUAACA